Molecule: messenger RNA, 777 nt
Organism: Phytomonas sp. EM1
Lineage: Eukaryota; Euglenozoa; Kinetoplastea; Trypanosomatida; Trypanosomatidae
Source: the annotation of a GenBank genome assembly
UGUGUGUGUUUUCAACCAACGAUGGCGAACAAAAACGCCAAGGGCAAUGCAAAAAGGGAAGUCAAGCAACUUUCCCACCCACGCGACCGACGCGUGCGGCAGCUAGAAAAGAAAGAGAAACGCAACAAGCGUCUAGUUGGAAACAAAAACAAGAUCAAGGCUGCUGAAGCACAAAAGGUGGCACGCUUCUUUUGGUUUCGCGAGCAGUGCAAGGCCCUUGGGUGCACCCACAAGCCAAUCUUCUCAGACGACGUUUUGCCCCUGAUACAGCUUUACAUCAAUCGCAACCAGAAGGAAAUUAGCGAACUUAAGUCGUUGCGCAAUCCACCCCAUGGGAGCAUCAAGCAAUUAGAAAUGAUGUUUGAGGCCGAAAUGGAUGCGUUUCGGUCCACCAAAGGCGUUGCCAUUCCCUCCCUCGUGGAUGCAGACGACGUGGAGAUUCUGACGGAAAUCUGGGACGGCCAAGCGGAAACGGCAGUGGUGGUGCCAGUGCAGCACGUUUCGCUAGGGCAGAAAGUCAUUGAUGAAAAUAAGCUCCAUGCACUAGAGGCACGCAUCAAAAGCAUUGAUGCAGUACGGCAAGAAGGUAUGUCGGUUCUACCGAAGCUCUUUAAAUCCAACACUAAAGCAAAGAAAACAGAAAAAAAGUCGGUCAAGCGUCAGGUAACCAUUCCGGAGGAGUUGCAGAAACGCAGCAUCUUGAAAUCGAAAAAAAUGCAACAGAAAAAACAGAGCGAAGUACGUGAGGCCCUCCUCCGGGAGCGGCGAGGUAAUUAA